Messenger RNA from Phragmites australis (common reed), 1136 nucleotides. Its product is annotated as endonuclease 1. The coding region runs from base 21 to 968 and encodes 315 amino acids. Lineage: Eukaryota; Viridiplantae; Streptophyta; Magnoliopsida; Poales; Poaceae. The transcript is spliced from 9 exons. The record is from RefSeq and is a predicted model, not a curated record. Gene Ontology annotation, molecular function: nucleic acid binding; endonuclease activity. Gene Ontology annotation, biological process: DNA catabolic process.
UCCGUCCGGCGCUGUGAGAAAUGCCGUCGAGCCCAAGUCCAAUGGCCUUCGGCAAGGGGAAGGGUCUGGCCGUCUCGUUCCUGCAAGCCGUGGUGCUCGGGUUGGUUCUCGCGUCGGCGGCGCCGGUGGUUCGGUCCUGGAGCAAAGAAGGUCACAUGCUCACAUGCCGGAUUGCGCAGGAUCUGCUGGAGCCUGACGCCGCGCAUGCCGUGAAGAACCUCCUCCCGGACGACGUGGACGGCGACCUGUCGGCGCUCUGCGUGUGGCCGGACCAGGUCAGGCACUGGUACAAGUACAGGUGGACCAGCCCGCUCCACUUCAUCGACACCCCUGACAAAGCCUGCAGCUUUGACUACUCAAGGGACUGCCACGGCCCCGAUGGCGCGAAGGACAUGUGCGUCGCCGGAGCCAUCGCCAACUUCACGUCCCAGCUUCUGCACUACAAGCACGGCAGCGCUGACCGGAGAUACAACUUGACUGAAGCCCUUCUGUUCUUGUCACACUUCAUCGGAGAUGUUCAUCAGCCGAUGCACGUGGGGUUCACCAGCGACCAAGGGGGGAAUUCGAUAAACCUGCGCUGGUUCAGACACAAAUCUAAUCUCCAUCACGUGUGGGACAGGGAGAUCAUACUGACAGCUCUCGAUGAACUCUACGGCAAGGACAUGGACAUCUUCCGGAAGCAACUUGAGCACAACUUCACCAAGGGUCCAUGGUCCGAUGAUGUAUCAUCUUGGGCAGACUGCGAGGACCUCUUAUCCUGCCCAACCAAGUACGCUACAGAGAGCAUAGGCUUGGCAUGCAAAUGGGCGUACAACGGCGUCCGUGAAGAGGAAACACUAUCCGAUGACUACUUCGAUUCCAGGCUUCCUAUCAUCUCGCGGCGGAUCGCGCAGGGGGGAGUGAGGCUGGCCAUGUUCCUGAACCGGAUCUUCGGCCAGCACAACCGUGACGUAACACCACCGUCCUGAACCUGAAUAGCUGCUGUUUCAGCUAUCAAAACUGAACCACACCUACUUGUAUGUUCUACGAGUAUUGUAACGCAGAUACCAAAUGUCAUUUGUAGUUGUUUCAAGCUGUUCCUGUGUAGAUCAUUACAAGUCUGUUGUCAAACUCCAUGUCGAAUAAAUUGACGAUUU